Messenger RNA from Pseudoliparis swirei, 1425 nucleotides. RefSeq names its product phosphofructokinase, muscle b (gene pfkmb). Gene Ontology annotation, biological process: canonical glycolysis; fructose 6-phosphate metabolic process; fructose 1,6-bisphosphate metabolic process. Lineage: Eukaryota; Metazoa; Chordata; Actinopteri; Perciformes; Liparidae. Gene Ontology annotation, molecular function: AMP binding; fructose-6-phosphate binding; identical protein binding. Gene Ontology annotation, cellular component: membrane; 6-phosphofructokinase complex. The record is from RefSeq and is a predicted model, not a curated record.
AUGGUUUCUCAAGAAGAGAGGUGCUGUGAGGAUGUGGUAUCCGGGCGUCUUUUCAGCCCAGUGGCUCUUCUCUGUCACACUGCUGGCCUGGCUGAUGUUCAUGCUCAGAAAGAGGCUCAAGGUUACCAAGGUCUGGUGGAUAGAGGAGACAGUAUCUGCCUUGCUACUUGAGAGAGUGUGUCAAUGAUGAUACAGCUGGGUGGAACUGUGAUUGGAAGUGCCCGUUGUCAAGAUCUCCGCACCAAAGAGGGACACACCAAGGCCGUCUGUGACUUGGUCAAGCAGGGCAUCACCAACCUGUGUGUGAUUGGUGGUGAUGGCAGUCUGACGGGGGCCAACCAGUUCCGAAAACAGUGGAGAGAGCUGUUGGCAGACCUAAUCCAAACUGGUAAGAUCACAGCAGCUGAGGCAAAGAGUUCCUCCCAUUUCAAUAUCGUUGGCAUGGUGGGCUCCAUUGACAACGACUUCUGUGGCACCGACAUGACCAUCGGCACUGACUCUGCCUUGCAUCGCAUAAUAUAGAUCGUGGGUGCCAUCACCACCACAGCACAGAGGGAUGCAUUCUAUGUGUUGUUGUGCAGUCACCAGAGGACAUUCAGCGUGGAGGUAAUGGACAGGCACUGUGGCGCAUAACUCUUAACUUACCGUUACCUGGCUUUGGCGACAGCUCUGGCCUGUGGCGCUGACCGGGUGUUCAUCCCAGAGAUGCCCCCAGAUGAGGGAUGGGAGGAGCAUCUGUGCAGAAUACUGACAGCGCAAAGAGGCUCACGUUUGAAUAUUAUCAUUGUGGCAGAAGGAGCAAUAAACCGCAACAGUAAAGCCAUCACAUGUGACAACGUCAAAGAGCUGGUAUCCAAGAAGCUCGGCUUUGACACCCGUACCCCCAUCUUGGGCCAUGUGCAGAGAGGAGGAACCCCUUCUGCCUUUGACCUAAUCCUGGCCAGCCGGAUGGGCGUGGAGGCUGUGAUGGCUCUGCUGGAGGACACACCAGACACUCCCGCAUGGGUGGAGUCUGGAAACAUGGCAGCCAGGCUGCCUCUCACAGUACAAGUGACAACAGAUGUAACCACAGCUAUGGCUGAGGGUAGCUUUGAAGAAGCGGUGAAGCUCAGGGGAAAAAUCUUUGAGAACAACUGGAACACUUACAAAAUGCUGGCUCAUGUGCACAUCCCAGAAGUAAAGAGUAAUAUCAACAUUGCCAGAACUGGGCUCCUUCAGGGCUACCAGAUGCCGGCAGUGCACGACGGCUUCAAUGGCUUGGCUCAUGGAAUGAUUGAGCCGAUUGGUUGGUCUGGAGUGGCAGGGUGGACUGGAAAAGGAAGCUCCCUGCUGGGGAUGAAGAGCGAUGGCCUUAAAGUCAGCAGAACCAUACAUCUUAUUUUCUGCAACAGCCUUGCGGACCAGCGUGUUGGGGAUGGCCGAUAG